GGAGGGGACCAUGCCGCGCUCCUUCCUGGUGAAGACGCACCCCAGCCACAGGGCCCCCGACUACGGGCAGCUGGAGACGCAGAGAGAGCUCAGCGGCGCCUGCUCUGCCUGCGGGGGGAAGGUGGUGCCCCUCCCCCCGGACAAGGAGGCCCCUCCCGCACCCUGCGACCUUCCCCGGCCCUGGGACUGCACCGCCACCAUCGCCCGCAUCUCCCUGCCCCUCCUGCCGUGGCACGAGAGUACUCUGGGGGCCUCUGUGCCAGACCCCCUGGAAAUCAGCUGGGCAGACCCUCGGGCUGGCCGGGCCCCCAGUGUACCCCUCAAAGACAGCCUGAACCACCUCAACCUGCCCCCACUGCUGGCGCUGCCCACGAGGUGGCCCCCGCUCCUGGGCCCAGAUGGGGACCGGGCUCCCGAAAAACUGCUCGGGGCUGAGAGGACGCCGCGAGCCCCAGGCGGCUUCGAGUGCUCCGACUGCCGCAAGCCGUACCACACGCCGGCCGGCCUGGCCCGGCACCGGCAGCUGCAUUGCCACCUGCAGGCCGGGCGCGUCUUCUCCUGCAAGCACUGCGACAAGGAGUACGGCAGCCUAGGCGCCCUCAAGAUGCACAUCCGCACCCACACGCUGCCCUGCGUGUGCAAGAUCUGCGGCAAGGCCUUCUCCAGGCCCUGGCUGCUGCAGGGCCACAUCCGGACCCACACAGGUGAGAAGCCCUACGCCUGCCCCCACUGCAGCAGGGCCUUCGCCGACCGCUCCAACCUGCGGGCGCACCUGCAGACGCACUCGGACACCAAGAAGUACCAGUGCCAGGGCUGCGCCAGAACCUUCUCCCGCAUGUCCCUCUUGGUGCGGCACGAGGAGUCCGGCUGCUGUGCCGGCCCCUGA
Molecule: messenger RNA, 886 nt
Organism: Propithecus coquereli (Coquerel's sifaka)
Lineage: Eukaryota; Metazoa; Chordata; Mammalia; Primates; Indriidae
Gene: SNAI3
Product: snail family zinc finger 3
Exons: 3
Coding region: 11-886 (291 amino acids)
Biological process (GO): regulation of DNA-templated transcription
Molecular function (GO): RNA polymerase II cis-regulatory region sequence-specific DNA binding; DNA-binding transcription factor activity, RNA polymerase II-specific
Source: RefSeq, a predicted model, not a curated record